AUGCUAAUAAAUAAAAGAAAAAGAAGAAAAGCAUACAUAUACAACGACGGAUAUGAAUAUAUAAAUAAAAAAAUAAAAAACAAAUUUAUAUUUAUAUGUUUAAUAGCGGUUGGAGGGUUUUCAUGUGUAUAUAAAAUAAAGAAGAAAGAAAAAAAAGAAAAAAAAGGAAAAAAGAAAAAAGAGAAAUACUAUUAUGAUCAGAAACAAAAUUGUAAGGACAAAUUUUAUGCUUUAAAGAAAAUAAAAUUUCAUGCAAAUCCAAAAAAUUUAAAAGAACAAAUUUUAUUAAAUUUAAGAGAAAUCAAAUAUUUAAACCUCUUGAAAAAAUAUACAAAUAUCGUUUACCCACAUGAAUACUGGAUAGAAAUUUAUAAACCUUUUUACAAACAAAAGAAAAUUAAAUCAGAUAAGAAAAAAAAAAAUAAGAAAAAAAUAAAGAAACAAAAGUUAUCCUUAUUUAAAGAUACUAUCAAAAUUAUUAAGAAGAGAAAAAAAGACAAGUUAAAAAAAAAAAAAAAAAUCGAAUUUUUUUUUAAAAACAUUCAAUAUUCUAGUGAUACAGAUGAUAUCAAAAUUACCUUUGAAGAUGCUCAUCCAGAAAAAGUAAAAAAUAAUAAUAAUAUAAAAGAUAUAAAAUAUAUAAAAAAAAAAGUACAAAAAGAUUAUAAAAAGAAUAAUAAAAAGAAUGACAAGAAUAAUGUGAAUAAGAAUAACACAUAUAAUAACAAAUACAAAGUUGUUAUCAAUAAAAUUAUUGGAAAAAAAUAUAUAAUAAAUAAAAUAAAAAUCAAUAGGAAUAAAAAAAUAUAUAUAUAUAGACAUAUGUAUGGACAUAUAUAUGGACAUAUGUAUGGACAUAUGUAUGAUCUCUUUAAUAUAAACAAGAAUUCAUAUUAUACAUAUAAUAAUAAUAAUAAUAAUAAUAACAAUGAUAAAUUCAAAUCAUUAAAAGGGUUAAAAAGAAAUAAUCUUUUUAUAAAUAAAAAUCAAACUAUUCCUUAUCCUUCUUCUUGUUAUUAUUAUUCAUCUCAUACAACAAACAAAUUUAAAUCCUUAAACGAAAAACAGUUUACGUAUGUAAGCUCCUUCUCUUCUCAUAUGUGGUGUACCGCCUCUCGAAGAAAAACUUUCUCGUACAAUCAAAAGGAUAAUUAUCAGGAAAUAAAAAAAUUAAAUAAAUAUUAUAAUUACAAGUCUUCAAAUUUUUUAGAUAAACAAAUAUUAAAUAAACAAUCGAUGUUUUAUCAAAACAAAAUUAACAACAAAAAAAACGAUCACAACGUUGUAUUAAAAACAUUACAAACAUUUUAUGAUGAUACAUAUAUAUAUAAUUUAGAAAAUGUAGACACCCAAGAAACAAAACAAUAUAGUAACUAUAAUAAUAUAGAAAAUGUAAAAAAUGUAAAAAAUGUAAAAAAUGUAGAAAAUGUAAAAAAUGUAGAAAAUGUAGAAAAUAUAGAAGAUAUGAAGAAAAAAAAAAAAAACAAAUUUGUUAUAUACAAUAAUAUAUAUACUAUGCAAAAUAUAAAAUAUACAUCAUACAAAUCAAAUGUAUUUUUUAUAGAUCACGAUGUUAAUAUUUGUAAUUCUUAUAGCCUACCAAAUAUUUUUACUUGUAAAACAAAAAAUAAACAUAAUGCUUUCUUCUUUCCAAGACACACCAAAUUUAAUAACAGACCAUCAAAAAAUAAGAAAUAUAGGUUAUCACAAAGAAAAUAUUACAUCAAUAAUUAUAAAAAUAAAGGAAUCAAAUUUAAGCUUAAGAAAAUAAUCAGGAAAAUGUUUCAGAUGAAAAAUAAGUUACGAUGUGUUACUGGUACCUAUAUUAAUAAUUAUAAAAUUGGUAAAACAAUUGUAAAAAAUAAUAAAAAAAAUAUAAAAAAUAAUAAUAAUAAUAAGAAGAACAAUAAUAAUAACACGAAUAAGAAGAAAUAUUAUUUUUACAAUCAACAUAGUCCUUGUAUAGAUAUCUUUAAAAAGACCAAAAGAAGGAAGAAGAAGAAAAAAAAAAAAAAAAAAAAAAAAAAAAUUACAUUUAUUAACCUUCUUUUUAAUAAUCAAAUUAAAUAUCAAACAAAAAAUUGUAAAAACAAAAUAAAUAAUAUACAAUCAAGAGAAUGUGCUCAUAAAAUAUUAUCAUGUCAUCAUGUUUUUAUUUUACUUUAUUAUAUAUAUAAAAAUAAAACAUCCAUUUCAGAAUUAUUAUAUGAACAAUAUAUAAAUAAUAUAAAAAAGAAUUUUUUGAUUAAUAAAUUAAUUAAUUUAUAUAUACCCAUCUAUAAUUAUUCAGAAUAUUCUUUUAAUAUAUCCUUCAUAUAUUAUAUCUUAUCAAAUAAAAAAAGAAAACAAUUCAAACCAACAAAUAUAUUAUCACCACAAGUAUACUCCUAUUUUUAUUACUCCAACGUAUUAUUUGGUUCUCGUUAUGUUCAUCAAAAAAAAAAAAUUCAUAGAAACAUACACAAAAGCAAACUUAGUAAUAUGUAUGCACAUUUAUCCAACUUGGAUUUAUUUUUAUGUUAUAGGAAUAAACAUAUUUACAAAUAUAUUAAAAAAAGACAAGCUCUUUUUAAUUUUUUUUUUUAUAAAAGAUCAUAUAUUACUCAUUAUGAAAAAUAUUUUACCAAUAAACAUUUUAUAAAGACACAGAAAAGUCAAUUAAAACAUUUCACUCGACGUCCUACUUUAAAAAUGUCAGAAAAUAAUUACUCAUCUAAAAAUUAUAUUUUAAAAAAAUGUUAUAUGUUUAAAAUAAAAAAAAAAAUUGUCAAAAAUGUAAACAUAAGAAGAAAUAAAAAUAUGUGCAUGUAUUUAUCUUAUGUAAUACAUAUUAUUAAAAGUCAUAACUUAUGUAACAAAAUAAAUAAGGAAUUUAAUAAACAACUUACAAAUAAUGUAUGUAAAAAAAAGGUAGCUAGACAAAUAAUUCUUGAUAUAUUUUAUAAUAAGACACAUCCAAGGCACCACAUAAUUAAAUACACAUAUAAUUUUUAUAAGAAAAAUAUAUGUUUAUCAGGUUGUAAGAAGCGAAUUUUUUUAAAAAUAUACUGUUUUCAUAAAGGUGGUUAUGUUUUUUCAAGAUUGUAUGGAAGAGAAAUUAAAAAAAAAAAAAAAAUUGAAAGAAUAAGAAAUAUACAGGUUCAAAAACAAAUGGAUUAUAAAUCUCGACCAUUCAUAAAUAACAAAAGAUCUUCAAAAAUUUCAAAACAAAUCAUAUAUUUUUCAUUAAAUAUAAUUUUGAAAAAUUAUAUAGAUUAUAUAUUAAGGAAAAGAUAUUUUUUAUGUUCAUAUGAUCAUAAUUUAAUUGAAAGAAAAUGGUUAAUGUAUUAUUUCACAAAAGUUGUAUCCAAAUAUUUUUUAAAUCCAAGAAAGGAUAAUAAUAAUAAUAAUAUCAUGUUUAAUAAUAAUAAUAUCAUGUUUAAUAAUAAUAAUAUCAUGUUUCAUAAUAAUAAUAUCAUGUUUCAUAAUAAUAAUAUCAUGUUUCAUAAUAAUAAUAUCAUGUUUCAUAAUAAUAAUAGCAUGUUUAAUAAUAAUAAUAUCAUGUUUCAUAAUAAUAAUAUCAUGUUUCAUAAUAAUAAUAUCAUGUUUAAUAAUAAUAAUAUCAUGUUUCAUAAUAAUUUUAUUGUUAAUAAUUAUAUGGACAAGUACAAAAAUAUGUUCAUAAAAUCAUGUAAUGAUAAAAGCAUUCCCUACCAAAUGCUUGCGAAUUUACAAAAUGAAUAUUAUUUAUCAAAAGGUAAUAAUAAUAAAAUGAAUAUAACAACCACUUAUUUAUAUAUGAAAAUAAGGAAGAUAUUAAAUAAAUAUUCUAAAAGAAAUGAAGAAAAAAAAAAUAUUUUGAAAGGUAAAUAUUGUUACAACAAUGGAAACUUUGCUCUAUUAUCAUAUAUAAAUAAGAAACAUAAACAUAAUAAAAGAUAUCACCAGAUUAAAGAAAAGAAUGGAAAUAAUAAAGAGACAAAAUAUAAAUUUAACUUAUAUAUAAGAAUGGAAUAUUGUAAAAGUACACUAGAAAAUUAUAUUAACACAAGGGAAAAUAUGAAUAUUAAUAGAAAUUACGAAAUAAUACAAAUGAUAAUAUUAGGUUUAUACUCUAUUCACAAUAAUAACAUUAUGCAUAGAGAUUUGAAACCUUCGAAUAUUUUUAUUUCCGAUAACAAUAUUGUUAAGAUAGGGGACUUUGGGUUAGCAUCAUAUGAUUAUACUUAUCCAAAAAAUAGAAAAAGAAAAAAGAGAAAAAGAAAAUCAAGUAACUUGUCAUAUGAAUAUAAUAUACGAAAAACUAAUAUAUUAAAUUUGCAAAAAAAUAAUACUCCUUUCAAUAUAGAUAAAUAUAAUAACAAUAUUAUAAGGAAAAAAAAAGAAAUCUUAUUUAAAAAUUGCUGUACUAAAAAUAAUAUACCCACAAAAGAAAUUAACAGUAAUUCCUCAUUUCAAUAUUUUACAAAAAAAAAAAAAAAAAAAAAAAAUGUUCAUGAUCAUCAUACUUUAGGAAUAGGAACAAAAAUAUAUGCAGCUCCAGAACAAUUAAUAGGAAAUAAAUAUACAAAAGCAGUUGAUAUGUUUUCACUCGGUUUAAUUAUAGUAGAUUUAUUUACUAUAACAAAAACAAAUAUGGAAAGAAUGAAAAUCUUAUGUAAUGCUAGACAUAGGAUUUUACCUGACUUGUUAAUAAAAAACCAUCCUCAGGUAGCCAAAUUGUGUCAAAAUUUAUUAUCGCUAGAUUAUCAUUUAAGAUGGACAUCAGAAGAAUUAUAUAAGAAAAAAAAAAAUAUAUAUAUAUAUUGA
Molecule: messenger RNA, 4788 nt
Organism: Plasmodium falciparum 3D7
Lineage: Eukaryota; Apicomplexa; Aconoidasida; Haemosporida; Plasmodiidae
Gene: eIK2
Product: putative eukaryotic translation initiation factor 2-alpha kinase 2
Source: RefSeq, a predicted model, not a curated record